UCCCCUGCCCCCCCGAUUUUAAUCAGCCCUCGACUUUUCAAGAAUACAUACAAGCAAAUAUCAAAUCCAAACAAUAGCACCAUGGCCAGCUACCAAACGCCCAAGACGGAACUUAACACCGCCAAAGUCGAAGCGAAGGUGGCAGCGCAACACGCAGCGGAAGCCUCGGCUCACGCCUCAACAGCAGCAAAACUCGCUGCGGUAGAUACUGCACAGAAAGUUCAAGAGUCUGUCGAAGAAGCUAAGCUGGAGGUGGAACAAAAGUGGGAGGAGAAGAAGCCAGCUGUUAAGGCGUAUUUCAACCAAGGAAAGGAUCCUGAAUUGGUCGCCGCAGAGGAGGAGAGGAAGGCAUUGGAGAGGUCUUAGAGAUCAUAAAUUGAGAGAGGACCAAUAGAUGCGGAUGUCAACGACUUUUGCAGAUGGUUGCGCUUUUUCAACUUGUGAUGUCCAUGUAAAUAAUAAUACUGUUUUCUUAUACUUGUUGAAAUGGUCAGAAUGAAUGCUAGAGUCCAGCCUGUUAUAUUACCAAUAAACCAUUCGC
This is a messenger RNA of Spizellomyces punctatus DAOM BR117, 541 nucleotides long. RefSeq lists its product as uncharacterized. The transcript is spliced from 2 exons. The record is from RefSeq and is a predicted model, not a curated record. NCBI's taxonomy places the organism in Eukaryota, Fungi, Chytridiomycota, Chytridiomycetes, Spizellomycetales, Spizellomycetaceae. Bases 82 to 366 code for a protein of 94 amino acids.